Drosophila willistoni is the source of this 669-nucleotide messenger RNA. RefSeq lists its product as uncharacterized. The transcript has 5 exons. Lineage: Eukaryota; Metazoa; Arthropoda; Insecta; Diptera; Drosophilidae. The coding region runs from base 35 to 496 and encodes 153 amino acids. The record is from RefSeq and is a predicted model, not a curated record.
AUCUCAGUAUAGAUCCCUUUCCUGCUCAAUAAAGAUGAAGACAUUGUUGAUUUGGAUUUGCUUAUGUCCAUUCCUGAAGUACGCCAAUUCAGCGGAACUAAACAUGGACUAUUGUACAAUGCUGGUAAAUCAUGAUGCCUUAUAUAAAAACUGCUCAAAUGGCGUGAAAGUUGAAAAAUUUCAAAAAGAGAGGUGCAAAGAGUAUAUAAAAGAUGGCCAAGAGUGCAAAAAGGUUUUUAAAGGUAUUUCACGCGAGACUACCACUAAGUCAAGACAUAAAAAUACAAUAGAAAGUGGAAAAAGUCAACGAAAAAGAAUAAAACGGAAUCGACAAAAUAACUCAAAUGCGUCAACACAGAAAAAUAACGACAGAAAGACUUAUAAAAACAAUGAGAAGACGAAGGACAAAAGUCAUCCUAAAAAAAUGAUCAAACAUAUUAAUCGCUGCUUGCUUCUAAAAUACACAAUGUCCUUUCUCAGGUGUCUACCAGGCUAAUACCUGGUGCUGAAAAAUUCCAAACAUAUGAAUCCAAAUUUAUUCACAAAUGCAAAGAAUUAUUUUUUUUGUUAAUUUCAGCUUAAAUUUUGUUGUAUUAUACAAAUAAAAUGGGAAACUUUAAUCUGUUUCAUUUUGGUAAAUAAAAAUAAAAAAAAACGAAGAAAAUUGGA